AUGCUUUCGUUUCCAGCAGGUUUUUACUGCCUACAGGGUAGUGGCACUCCAAUCCCUUGUCCAAGGGGAACUUAUGGGCCUGCUGCAGACAGUGUAUCCCUGGACAGCUGUAUAAAGUGCCCUCCUCACCAUUACUGUCCCAGGCCAGGUCUAUCUGCAUCACUCCCGUGUGGACCUCUGGCUCAGCAGCCUCUGUCUGGCCAGGACACUUGUGUCUGCCCGGGACAGGGACAGAACUUCCAGAGGAGUGACGGGCAGUGCCAAUGUACACUUGACUAUCAACCGACCAACAGUGAAGAUGUGUGUAUACACAAAGUUUACAGCAUCUGCAGGGAUGGGAAAACACGCACUCAAAAUGGAGACUGUCUGGACCGACAUCAGUGGUCACUUCACUGCAGGACACAGGUGUGUCCAUCUGCAGAAGACUAUGAGGGCUACGAAGGAGAGCUGGGUCUGUGCGUGUGCACAGAGCCUCCUGGGAGAGCUGCGUGUGGGGGCCUAUGCGGGAAAAGGCCUGCAACUGAAUUGAAGCUCCGGUGCAGGUCCAGAGGAGAACUGGAACUGGUAUUGCGUUAUGACAGUCAGGUGUCGGGGGUCUCUGGCAUGGUGCUGGAGACGCUCUUUAAAAUGUGGGACUCCCACGGGAACCUGCAUUGCGGCAGCCAUCUUAUCCCCUCACGCCCUGUCUACAUUGUUCAGACAAGCGAAGUGGGCUUUCUCGGCCUCCUCGAUGGCGGCAUACCGGACGAACUUCAGCAACUGAUUUCGUCACUCACCGAGCUGCGGGAUGCUCCGAGCUCACAGGGUUUAACAGAACAAAACACUUUGCAAUUGAUAUUAUCAUGAAAACAGU
Messenger RNA from Phycodurus eques (leafy seadragon), 853 nucleotides. RefSeq lists its product as uncharacterized. The coding region runs from base 1 to 846 and encodes 281 amino acids. NCBI's taxonomy places the organism in Eukaryota, Metazoa, Chordata, Actinopteri, Syngnathiformes, Syngnathidae. The record is from RefSeq and is a predicted model, not a curated record. The transcript has 5 exons.